AUGCCGCCACUUCCACUGCAUGGCUCAUACCCACCAUCGGGAUCGGGGUACCGUCCACUCGCCACGGGCGAUGACGACCACGAGGCGCAGGCACCCCCGAGGGACACGAGCAGGCUGCGCACGUUUGUGGUUUCGCCUUAUCAGGCACCCGCCAACGAUCCGAGCCAGAUCCUGUGUGCCUUCCUCACCGAUACUCGCACUCCUGGAGAGGCACAUGCGACCAAGGAUGUGGCUCUGCGUGUGCGCUUCCGCUCGCGCGGCACGGAGACCACCGUCGACCUGCCCGUGGGCAGGCUGACCGAGCAGGACGCACUGCCGUUUGCGCUUGCUGACGAUGUGCCGUGCCGCCGCGGCAUCGUGCGGCAUCGAGCAUGGAGCCAGCACCUGCGUGGCAUGGUCGACCACUUGGCGGGAAGGAGCUCUACGUCUUCAAAGCUAAUGGCACAGGAGCAGGACGAGCUGUCAGUUUGGGAUAGGUCGCAGAGAAAGCCACUCCCGGCGAGCGAUGAAGCAAAGCAGCGCUAUCAUCGACGUCUCGAGACCGGACUGGUGCCGCCAUGGACUCCGCUCGAUGAGGAUUCUGGCUCUCUGUCUCAACCACAAGCGGCACAGGAGGCAGAGAACGACGGGAAUGCAGACGACAAGCUGGACCUGACGAAGCUGUUUACAGGGUCGGGCGAUGUGGAUCUGGGCAUCUUCUUCCGGCGGUCGCGGCGGCGACGAGCGACGCGCCUCGUAUCCAUUGCCCUGCAAGAGGCACUCGAACGCUUUGCAGACGAUCGCCACUUCUCGAAGCGACUCUUCUGCCGCAACACCGCCUGGGGCUGGGACCUUCCACGGCUCAAAGAGUCUCUGCGCUCACUCGCGGCGCACGCCGCAGAAGGCAAGGGCAAAGCACCUGCCCACGCCGUCGAGGAAGCGGGCGGAGUGGAUGUGGAUAUCGAGGUGGUUGGGAUGGAAGAGUGGCCGGAAUAUCACGUCGUCUGGGCGCCCAUUGCACUCCUCGCCGCUUGCUGUCCCGGGCUGGUCGAAUCGCGCGUCUCGGCAAUCAGCCUCGCUCUGCUCGCCACCUUGCUAAUCGCAGCAACACUUCUGGGCGCGCUCAGCGGGAUUCUGAUCCUAGCAGGCAUGGUGGUGGUCGGAGCUUGGAGCACGAUGAUGUGGCUGGUAGCUACUAGGAGCGAGUGCGUGUACGACGGAAUCGGCACAGCAUGGUCGCUCGCUCCGCGCUGGCAGACCAUCGAUGCCGAUCCGAGCUGGGAUUUGCAGCGAGCUCGCGCGUCACUCCCGCCCGACAGCGCCGGCGACCAAGUGCGGCUUGAAAGAAGGGACAAUGCUUGGUGUGUCCGCCGAGGAAUCGAUCAGGACGAAUGGAUUGCCCUCCACCGCGAUCGCAUCCUACACGCCCUCACCGCCCGCACCUAG
Molecule: messenger RNA, 1425 nt
Organism: Moesziomyces antarcticus
Lineage: Eukaryota; Fungi; Basidiomycota; Ustilaginomycetes; Ustilaginales; Ustilaginaceae
Exons: 1
Coding region: 1-1425 (474 amino acids)
Source: RefSeq, a predicted model, not a curated record